GCGCAUAUAUAUCCAUACUGCGCCUCCUCCUUAAUCCUACCUCCUUUGCCGUCUACAUAGCCGUCUCCUUGCCUAACCUGCCUUCGAAAAGCUUCAGCAUAAGAUCUUAAGGUGGGUAUAUACUCUACAAUGGCCACAACUCCGCAGAGGCCGCCGCAGCUACUCCACAAUUUCCAUCUGCCCCGGUUGAAUUGGGGCCACAACUCUACCUCCAACCACCGCUUCCGCCGCCGCGACUCUUCCAGGUCAAUGGAUGACUCUCGAGUGAUCCCCCCCAAGGAAAACGUCAACCACCACCGCUCUUCAACCGAAAACGGGGGUCCCGACUCCGAGCUCCUUCCGACCGGAUCAUACCCCCUGUUCUCAUCGCCCCCUUGCUCCGCCGGAAAGCACCGUGCACGGAUCCCGAACGGAGAAGAAACCCAGCAGGAAGAACAAAACGGCGCAGUGGAGAUCCCAGAUGAAGGAGAGACGAGGACGUGGAAUCUGAGACCGAGAAAGGCGAGCGCAGCGGCGUCGUUUAGGAAUGGUGAAAUGCAGGAAGUUGAGGAAGGGAAUCAUUCUGCGGAUAAUAAGAAGCUAUUGAUCUCCCUGUCGAAGGAGGAGAUUGAGGAAGACGUUUAUUCCUUGACCGGGUCGAGACCCGCCCGCCGGCCCAAGAAACGGCCCAGAAACGUGCAGAAGCUACUCAAUAAUGUUUUUCCUGGAAUAUAUUUGGUGGGACUCUCUGCUGCCUCCUAUCGAGCUCAUGAGUCACAGGUGAAGUCUCUUCCAAAGGUGUUUAUUGUUGGAAAAUGAAUGUUUCGAACAGUGGCAUAUUUAGGAUUUUGACUUUGGGUUUUCAAUUUGUUUCUGCAAUCAAAUCUUUCAACAACAAUAAACAAGUACACUGAAUUUAUACAUAUAUAUACUAGUACUAGCAUGUUUUCAAAAUUUUAAGUGUUUAGGAGACCACCUUUGAUAUAUGGUGGCUCCCCCACUGAUUUAGAACAUAUGGAGUAAUAUUUAAUGGAGUAGUUUUAGAUAUGAGAAGAAGCUAAUUUUGGAAAAAUAUUUUGUCAGAAGCUUUCAGAGAAGAUACUAAUAAGGCUGCACAUUUUGCUUAACCAAAGUCUUAAUUUGAACUACUCAAGUUUAUUUUCCAACAUAUAUACUAUAGUAACUCAUAAUUGGAUGCAUAACACAAUAAAAGAUUGAAUCCAAUCAAGUAGUCAGAGCUGCUCCUUUAGCCUAAUCUUUGUAGAAGUGGUAAGUUUGGCAUGUAUAGAAGUGGUUAGAAGUGGUAUGCUUAUGUUAUUAUCAUGUAAGUUUGGUAUGUUUUGAAGUGGCUGGAUAUGGUCUGAUAUUAUUUGAGUCCGGCCUGGUCUGAUUUGUUAUGUUCUUGUUUGGUUUGUUAAGUCCUGUCUAGUCUAGACUUAUGAACUUGUACAUCUCUUUUGAUUCCUUCAAUGCGGACUCUCUUAACAUUCCUGCAUUCUCUUGACAAUGAGUUGAGGAAAGGAAGUGUUUGUUAAUGCAGAUGUAGGGGUGUAUGUGACAUGGAGAAGGAAGGUAGGUGAAAUCUUGACAAAGGUGUGCUUUACCAACCUGUUAGGUGACAAUGUCUGUGUUAAACGCAAUGUAUCCCUUAGUCUUUUUAUUUUCCUCUUAGUCCUUGCUGAAAUUCUUUCUUGAGUGAAAUCAGAUCAUAAUACAGAGUUUGAUUGAUAUCGUGAAGAUUGGAGAACUUCAGACUUGAUUACAAUUAUGCCUCAAUUGGAGGUAUAUAUAUAGAUAGUAUAUACGUAGUAUUUAUUAUAUGCAGAUCCCAUCUUGUGUCAGGGUUUUAGUUAAGAAGGGAGAUUUGUAGAUUUUCUUGUUUGUGAAUGUAAAUGACAUUGGUCAGUGAUAGAUUUGAUUAUGUAGUAUAUGAACAUUUAAAUCCAUACCAUUAUUACAACGACAUUUUAGUA
Molecule: messenger RNA, 1952 nt
Organism: Cuscuta epithymum
Lineage: Eukaryota; Viridiplantae; Streptophyta; Magnoliopsida; Solanales; Convolvulaceae
Source: the annotation of a GenBank genome assembly